AACCAAAGCCAAUACAAACCUCUCCCUCUCUCUCUCUCUCUCUCUCUCUCUCUCUCUCUCUCUCCUCUUCGUCUCUGCUCCUCGUUCUCCAUCCCACUGCUACCCUGGACCUCGCUCAAACCCUAGCUCGCUCCCAAAUGAAAAUGGCAUUGUGGGCUGAUAGCCGUAUCUUGCCAUCAGCUACCACAUCUAACCUUCAGAUUGGCUCGAGACUCUCCCGCCGUUGCCGGGGUUUCAGUGAUGGUGAGCUCAUGGGAACAAGGAUUGAUUCUUGGAAACCCUGCGCUAGAGUUGGGGGCCAUUCAUCAACACCUUCCAGGAAACGAGGAUUGAUCCGCAUGGUGGUCGCCACGGAACUCGUGGGAGAGUUGAGGAACUUGGAAAUGGAAAGAAGAGAUCCGAGGACGGUGGUGGCGGUGAUUCUUGGUGGGGGAGCGGGAACCCGGCUCUUUCCUCUCACCAAGCAGAGGGCUAAACCCGCUGUGCCGAUAGGAGGUGCAUAUAGGUUGAUUGAUGUGCCGAUGAGCAACUGCAUAAACAGUGGAAUCAAUAAAGUUUAUAUUCUCACUCAGUUCAACUCUGCUUCGCUGAAUAGACAUCUUGCACGAGCUUAUAACUUUGGAAAUGGUGUGAACUUUGGAGAUGGCUUUGUCGAGGUAUUGGCUGCCACUCAGACACCUGGCGAAGCAGGGAAGAGAUGGUUCCAAGGUACUGCAGAUGCUGUUCGACAAUUUCAUUGGUUAUUUGAGGAUGCCAGAAGUAAGGCUAUUGAGGAUGUAUUGAUUCUCUCUGGGGAUCAUCUUUAUCGAAUGGAUUAUAUGGAUUUCAUUCAGAGUCACCGGCAAAGUGGUGCUGACAUUACCAUUGCAUGUCUGCCAAUGGAUGACAGUCGUGCAUCUGAUUUUGGGUUAAUGAAGAUAGACAAUAAAGGUAAAGUCAUUUCCUUCAGCGAAAAGCCUAAAGGAGCCGAUUUGAAGGCUAUGGAAGUGGAUACUACUGUAUUGGGGUUGUCAAGAGAAGAGGCAGAGAAAAAACCUUACAUUGCUUCAAUGGGAGUUUAUGUAUUUAAGAAGGAAAAACUUUUGAAUCUUUUAAGAUGGCGCUUUCCUACUGCAAAUGACUUCGGAUCUGAAAUAAUCCCUGCCUCUGCAAGAGAAUCUUUCAUCAAGGCAUACCUUUUCAAUGACUAUUGGGAGGAUAUUGGGACUAUUAAGUCAUUCUUUGAAGCGAAUCUUGCACUAACCGCUCAUCCACCAAGUUUCAGCUUCUAUGAUGCAACAAAGCCAAUGUAUACAUCUAGAAGAAACUUGCCCCCAACAAAGGUUGACAACACCAAGAUUGUUGAUUCCAUUGUUUCCCAUGGGAGCUUCUUGUACAACUCCUUUAUAGAGCAUAGUGUCGUUGGGAUUCGAUCAAGAAUAAACUCCAAUGUGCAUCUAAAGGACACUGUUAUGCUUGGUGCCGAUUACUAUGAAACAGACGAUGAAAUUGCAACUUUGCUCGCCGAGGGAAGGGUCCCUAUUGGAAUAGGAGAGAACACAAAACUAAAGAAUUGUAUCAUAGACAAGAAUGCAAGGAUUGGGAAGAACGUCACAAUUGCAAAUACUGAAGGGGUACAAGAGGCUGACAGACCAUCUGAAGGCUUCUACAUACGCUCUGGUAUCACCAUCAUCCUGAAGAACUCGACGGUUAAUGAUGGGCUUGUAAUUUGAAGAACUUGCUCUUCAUUGCUAAUAAACUAAUGUUGGUGGGAAACCAAGAUUGAGAUAUGUUGCAGAGUGAAUCAUUGAAAAAACAUGCAUUUUUCAUCAUAAUCGUUCUUGUAUAUCACAUAAUGCAAUUUAUCUUGUGUACUUGUUAUUUUGCCAAGA
Molecule: messenger RNA, 1871 nt
Organism: Dioscorea cayenensis subsp. rotundata (Guinea yam)
Lineage: Eukaryota; Viridiplantae; Streptophyta; Magnoliopsida; Dioscoreales; Dioscoreaceae
Product: glucose-1-phosphate adenylyltransferase large subunit 3, chloroplastic/amyloplastic
Exons: 15
Coding region: 138-1712 (524 amino acids)
Biological process (GO): glycogen biosynthetic process
Molecular function (GO): glucose-1-phosphate adenylyltransferase activity
Source: RefSeq, a predicted model, not a curated record